CUUAUUGUUCCUUCCUUCUCUGCUGCUCGAGUGAUGUCCCGAUUCGGAACAAGCUUUUUAAAUCAAACACCAGUGGCAGCACUGUUUAUUGGCGUUUCGUAGUCGUCUGCUACACUGUUUUGUAAACUGUCUAUGGCGGUUAAAGUUGUUACCGUAUUUAAAGGGAGGCAUAAAUGAGCGAUCCUGGCCCCUUGUUUUUCCUAAAUGUCUAUCAACGAUCCUCUUCUGAAAGAAUUGAAAAGUUUUGCGAGCUGUUUACUGAGAAACGGUGGGAAAUGUGUAACGGAUAACAAUGAAACGCUGUACCCAUUUUGUAUGUGUGUGGAAACGGUGCUUCAGAGAGGAUUGUCAUAUAUCCAUGGUCCAUUUGGAUUGAUAAAAACACCACAGAGCUGGACAUGGCUGGAGCAGAUAGCACAGCGAUACCCAGGUGCUCCCUACUCUUAUGUGUCAUCAGUAAAUGAAGUAAGAAACUCAAAGAAAGUAACAACUCCAGUUGGUAAGCUGAGACUUCUGAUCCGUGUAUGCCUAGUCAGGAAGUGCCUACAUGUUCCUGUUGAACUUAUUGUUCGUCAUCAUGCAGCAGCAGGUGUGUACACCACUGGCUCAAUUUUAAGUGAUGAGAUUCGAGGAGAAAUCCUUCUAUCAACAUUGAUGCCAUGCAGUCUCCUUAAUUUUAACCUUGAUCUUGACAAUAGUUCCUUUCUUGAUCACACAUGGGUGCUGCCAUCCUGUAUAACCACAGAGUUUGUGCCAUGCAAAGCACUUGGGCUUACUUUAAACUUUGUUGAUGGAAGAGCACUUAUUAUGCAUGUAAAGGAAGGCAGUGUCUCAGCAGAAAAUGGCUUGAUCAAGACUGGAGACAUUUUGGAUGAGUUAAAUGGAGUGCAUGUCACAAACUCGACAAGGAAAAAACUUGCUAGUAUAAUGAGAAAGAGCACAGCUAAACCAAUCACUGUCAGAAUUAUCAAAGCUUUCCUACAUGAACCUGACAUAAUAUAUCCUCCAAUUCUCACCAUGCUACUUCAGGCCCAUCUUGAUCCAAAUGAGUUGGUACGGCUGCAUAAGGAAAAUGCAUUAGGUCAGUCCUUGACAAAACAAGUUUCGCAAGAUGCUCCAAGCCCUGGGAUCCCUGUAAUGUACGUGGGUGCUAUUGAAACAGGGAGCAAAGGCGAUGUAAAGCAGAUAAUGCCAGCAAUUGCUCGCAUCUUGAAAGAAAGAGACUGUAAAAAGAAACUUGUGGUUAUUGAAAUACUAGAAAUUGGCAUUAGAGUUCUUGAUGAAGCUUCUGGAAUUGUGCUUCAAAAUCCAUCAUAUAUGGAAAUUUCAUCAUGUGGCCUAACAAUUCAUUUUCCCAAUUAUUUUGCUUACAUUUCUGGGGAAAAAUCUUGCAGUACUGCAAAAUCAUUCACGUGCCACAUAUUUUACAGUACUAAUGAAGAACAAGUACAGACUAUCUUAAGAUGUAUUGGUCAAGGGUUUCAAAGGACACAUUUUGCUGUGUGAAAUCAGAUAAGUCUAUCAAGAAACUGUAUAUAUUCCGCUUCAUAGAUGAUGAUUAUGUGGUGCACAGCAGCGCUUAGUGAUCAGUGAGGAGAAUUUCUUGACUCUCUUGUUUUAUAAUUGUAAUUUGUCAAUUAUUCAGCUUCAGAAAAAUAGUGCUGAGUGUUGAGAGAUCUGUGUUAGUUCACUAAACAUAUCAUUUCUAUAUCAUAACAUGUAAGUAAGAUUUAAUACAAUUUUAGUGUCAGUUUAGUUUCAGUGAAUAAUGACAGUUGGUAUGUUACCAUAGCUUUUACAUGAAUCAGUCAAAAAUUAAAAUUUCAACUCACAUGUUUCAAUAGCAUUUAAUUUUCACUGCCAUAAAGCAUAUUAGUUUCAGUUAAAUAAGAAAAUUUUAGUACCUGUGAAUAAGGGUGUUCUUAUCUCGUCCCUUGUAUAUUUUUUUCAGUGUCCCAUAGCCCUGUAACAGUAUUUUUAUGGAGUAAAAGUAUUCUUCAAACUGUUGCUGUUAUGUAUUAAUAUUUGCUUAUUUUGUAUCAAUUUUAAUGAUUGUAAAAUUAAUGCUGUAUAUUGUCAACAUAUGAGUGUGUGUAAUGAUGUGUGUAUAGCAAGUAUUAUGUUGUUGCACUGUUUCAAAAAUGGCAUUAGCAGAUUAUUAGA
Schistocerca americana (American grasshopper) is the source of this 2163-nucleotide messenger RNA. RefSeq lists its product as uncharacterized. The record is from RefSeq and is a predicted model, not a curated record. Lineage: Eukaryota; Metazoa; Arthropoda; Insecta; Orthoptera; Acrididae. Gene Ontology annotation, molecular function: protein binding. The transcript has 11 exons. The coding region runs from base 205 to 1506 and encodes 433 amino acids.